Molecule: messenger RNA, 240 nt
Organism: Monoraphidium neglectum
Lineage: Eukaryota; Viridiplantae; Chlorophyta; Chlorophyceae; Sphaeropleales; Selenastraceae
Exons: 1
Biological process (GO): mitotic cell cycle; microtubule cytoskeleton organization
Cellular component (GO): microtubule; cytoplasm
Molecular function (GO): GTP binding; structural constituent of cytoskeleton
Source: RefSeq, a predicted model, not a curated record
GUGCAGCGCGCCGUCUGCAUGAUCUCCAACUCCACGGCCGUUAACAAGGCCUUCUUGCGCCUUGACCACAAGUUUGAUCUGAUGUAUGCGAAGCGCGCGUUUGUGCACUGGUACGUCGGGGAGGGCAUGGAGGAGGGCGAGUUCAGCGAGGCGAGGGAGGACCUGGCUGCGCUAAAAAAGGACGACGAGAAGGUGGGCGCAGACAGCGCUGAGGGCCAGGACGAGGGCGAGGAUUACUGA